UAAACUCCUCAUCUUCCUCCCUCCUCUACUCCUUCUUCUAUAUACACUACGCUCUCCUUCCCAGUCCCCCCCUUGUUCCUCAUUAACACUCUUUCUAAUUUUUCUUCUUCUUCUUUUUUUCUUUUUUCUUCAAUUUUUUAAAUAUGGAUAUUCCGCACUUCUUGUUCGGAGUUCUUGGAAAUGCAACUGCUCUGUUUCUAUUCUUGUCACCAAUGGUUACAUUCAAGAGAAUCAUAAGAAGCAAAUCAACGGAGGAGUUCUCAGGCAUUCCAUACGUGAUGACGAUGUUGAAUUGCCUUCUAUCAGCAUGGUACGGAUUACCAUUUGUGUCUCCGCACAAUAUAUUGGUAUCGACGAUAAACGGAACGGGGGCGGUGAUAGAAUUGAUAUACGUGAUGGUGUUCAUAAUAUAUGCGCCGAAGAAAGAGAAGGGGAAAAUAGGAGGCUUAUUUGGAUUUGCAAUGGGGGCUUUCACGGCGGUGGCGUUGGUGUCGGUCUUUGCGUUGGAAGGCAAAAUCAGAAAGCUCUUCUGUGGUUUGGCUGCUUCCGUUUUUUCCAUCAUCAUGUACGGUUCCCCACUCUCCAUCAUGAGAACAGUGAUAAAGACGAAGAGUGUGGAGUAUAUGCCAUUUUUGCUGUCGCUGUUCGUGUUCUUGUGUGGCACGUCUUGGUUCAUUUAUGGCCUUCUUGGCCGCGAUCCUUUUGUUGCUGUGCCAAAUGGGUUCGGGUGUGGCUUGGGUGCGUUACAGCUGAUUCUCUACUUCAUCUACCGUGCUCCUCGCCCCGCCCCAGAUGAGAAACCCACUAAUAACGAUGGCCCCAACAUGGAAAUGGGCCUGCACAAGCCCCAACUAGACAAGCCUCAAGCUACUGCCAAAGUGGACCGUGAUGAUCAAGUUUAAGCCAGACCACCGCCCGGUCUUAUUUCUGGGGGUUUUCUCUCCCUAUUAUGUUUUUAGCCUUUUUUGUUUUCUUUUUCUUUUUUUCCUCUUUUAUCUUUUGUUUUCUUGUAGAAGACGACAUGUCGUUCUACACCCUCAACAAACUGAUAGGAGAGGAACGACGUGUGUCUCCCUCCAUCUUGUGAUGUUUUUUCUGCUUUUUGGAAGAAAAAAAAAAAAAGAUAGUUAAUUGCUUGUGUAUUUCGAACUUCCCAAAUGUUACCGAGGAAGCCUUAGCUGACUGCAUCUCCAUUUUAUCUUGUAAACAUAAAACGAGUUGAUGUUCGUGAGAGGGUUCAAUUUUAUAUUACAAA
This is a messenger RNA of Cucumis sativus (cucumber), 1255 nucleotides long. RefSeq names its product bidirectional sugar transporter SWEET1. Lineage: Eukaryota; Viridiplantae; Streptophyta; Magnoliopsida; Cucurbitales; Cucurbitaceae. The transcript is spliced from 6 exons. Gene Ontology annotation, cellular component: membrane. Gene Ontology annotation, molecular function: sugar transmembrane transporter activity. The coding region runs from base 144 to 902 and encodes 252 amino acids. Gene Ontology annotation, biological process: carbohydrate transport. The record is from RefSeq and is a predicted model, not a curated record.